Molecule: messenger RNA, 1702 nt
Organism: Rhincodon typus (whale shark)
Lineage: Eukaryota; Metazoa; Chordata; Chondrichthyes; Orectolobiformes; Rhincodontidae
Product: hepatic lectin-like
Exons: 6
Coding region: 10-615 (201 amino acids)
Source: RefSeq, a predicted model, not a curated record
UUCAGUCACAUGAAAAUGGCAGAAACUGACUUCAAGAUGGAUCUUGCCCAAUUACAAAGUAACGUAACACUGCUCUUCAGUCUCAUGAAAAUAGUAGAAACUGACUUCAAGAAGAAUAAUGCCCAAUUACAAAGUAACGUUACAGGAUUAUCUGAGAAGACAAACAGAUCACUCAGUGAACUUAGGAAUCACAUUUCUCAGCUGAAGAAGAAACUGCUUUGGAAGUGUUCUGAACACUGGAGGCGAUUCCAGCAAAAGUGUUAUUACUUUUCAUCAGACAGCAAGAGCUGGACAGAGGCCCAGAGAUCCUGUGCAUCAAUGGAUGCCAAUCUUCUUGUCAUUAACAAGCCUGAGGAGCAGGGAUUUGUAAAAAAGUGGCUCCAACACAAAGAUUACUGGAUUGGACUCACUGAUUCUAUCGCGGAAGGUGAUUGGCGCUGGAUGGAUGGGACGGACUACAAUUCCUCUGUAAAAUUUUGGAAGAAGGGUGAACCAAAUGAUGCUUCCAAUGAAGACUGUGCAGAAAUAUAUGGUGAUGGAGGUUGGAAUGAUCAAUCAUGUGAUGCCUCUCUACAUUGGAUCUGUGAAAAGCCAGCACAGUUUGUUUCUCCUUAAUGUUCCAUCAGUACCCAGGGGGAAGUAAAUCCUUUUUGAAGUAUUCAGUCUGUGUACAUUGGGCCAGCAGCUCUUAGCUGGGAUUGGCAGGAGAGUCGUAAGGAAUCUCUCUCACUCUCCUGACCAUAACUUUGUAAAAUCCCACAGGGAACAUUCAAGUUAUUCCCCUUUAUCUCAAUCCAAUGAUGUGAAGAUUCAUGUGGUGCAUUUUCCCUAUGUUCCUGUAUUACGUUGAAUCAGAUCAACAAUUCUGAUGCUGGCAAUGUGAAAUACAAACAGAGCAACUCAGGUGGUCUGGCAGCAUGCGUGGAGACUGAAAGAGCUAAUAUUUUCGGUCUGAAGAACAGUUAUAAUGGACUCAAAAUGUGUGGCUCUCCAUAGAUGCUGCCAGACCACCUGAGUUUCUCCAGCACUUUCUAUUUUUAUUCCAUAUUUCUGGAAUGCUUAAGGGACAGUGCAUUGUUUGUAUAUUGAAUUGUCCUGUUCCUUUCAUCCACCAGCCUAAUCCCAUUGGAACAAAGGAGCUAAAGUGAUCUUAAACAUAUUGUGCUGUUUGGAAUUCAUGACAUCUCACCUCAUCCUUCAAGGGAUAGAAUGGAUUUUGAACCAUUCUUGCUCGUUUGGUCCUCAAUUGACGAAAUAGCUCACAGCCGUGCCUUUGCUUCAGUCUAACCUCAGAGAGAUUCUUCCUCCCUAUGCCAAUGCCACUCAUUCUCUCAAACUCGUUCUCUAUGCCUCUGCGACCUACAUGUCCUCUAAAACCUAACCUUUCCUAGGAGACCACCAGUUAGCAGGGAUACCUAAAUAGAUCGAUGGGUCUGUAACUGAGGGUUGUCAAAGGCCAAAUGUUUGUAAAAUUAGCAGCUGAAAAUAGAAAAAUUUGAACAUUGUUACAAGGCUUCAUGUAAUUACAGAGCUUUUUAUGAUCUGAAGUCAAUACAAAUGCUUGAAAGCUACUCAAAAUCGAUGGAAUUAUUAGACUUUGUAUGAGUUGAACCAUUUGCUCUCCCUUUCCUUGCCAUCUAUCCCCAACAAUACAGUGAACCAGUGGACCAAUAUUAAAUCAGCACAGCAUUUCAGUACUCAA